ACUUCCCUUCCCAAGAUGUCUGCGCCCUGUUGCAGAAGAAAAAUGUUUAAGACUUAAAUGAUUGAAUUAUUAGAAUUUAAAAAGAUAAAUAAGAAUGUCAGCUUGUUUAAGAAGGAUAAUUGUUAAUCGGAUAAUGUAUGGAGAUUAUACAGAAUGGUCACCUCAAGUAUAUAGGAAUGACAGAGACUCAAUAGACGAAAAACAGGUUCACUAGAUGAAUGACAAAGAUAAUGACAGGAGCCCACUGGAAGAAUACAAAAGGAAUAACAGGUUCACCAGAUGAAUUACAAAGAUAAUGACAGAGAUUGUUCGAUCUUUAAGAAGAAAUGGAGAGAAAAAUGUGGCAGAUAUUGAAAAAUUAGAAGUAGAUAUGUUACAUUUACUGAAAGUCAACCCUGUCUCAAAAAAUACAAAAUCAGAUUUACCUCAGUUUCUGUUACCAAGAUCAAGAUUGAAAGAAAUUGGUUUUGUAUUGGAUAAAGAUAGUAUAGAUUUUAAGGAUGAUGUUAUAGAAAAUUGUUAUGUUGACAAAAGCAACAAGCUUCAAAUAAAUAUCAACAACGAAUUCUUUAUACAGAAAGUAUUGUCCACUGUACAGAGAUUAGGAAAACGAUAUGGUUAUGAUGUUCUGCAAUUUCCAAAAAAACAUGUUGUUGUUGAAUAUAGUUCACCCAAUAUAGCUAAACCAUUUCAUGUAGGGCAUCUACAUUCUACAAUCUUGGGAAAUUUUAUAUGUAAUUUAUAUGAAGCUUUGGGUCAUAAAGUAACCAGAUUAAAUUACCUUGGAGAUUGGGGAACACAGCUCAGUUUAUUGAUAUUAGGUUAUAAAAGGUAUGGAGAUGAUGUGCAGUUAAACAAGGAUCCACUUCAACAUCUUUUUGAGGUUUAUGUUAAAAUUCAUGAAGAUGUUGACCAAGAGAAAGAUUCAACGAAACGUACAGGCAGGGGUUCAUAUCAUGAGGGGUUAGAAUUAUUCCACAAAUUAGAAUCAGGAGAUGAAGAAAUCACAACAUUAUGGAAGAAGUUUAGUGAGAUAAGUCUAGAAGAAUAUGAUAAGAUGUAUAAGAGACUAAAUAUUAGAUUUGAUGAAAUACAUACUGAAUCAAUGUAUAACCAAUCUACACAACAAUUAAUUCAAUCACUAAAACAAUCAGGUCUUAUACAAACCAGAAAGGAUGGUGUAGGAUAUAUUGAUAUAAGUAAUGAUAAAGACUCUGUACAAGCUGUUAUGAAUAAAAGUGAUGGAUCUACUUUAUACUUAUCUAGAGAUAUUGCAGCAGCUUUGGAUAGAUUUAAAAGAUUCAAAUUUGAUCAAAUUCAUUAUGUAGUUGGAAAUGAUCAAUACUUGCAUUUUAAGACACUUCUUGAAGUAUUAAAAAAAAUUCAGCCAGCAAUAUGGAAUUCUGUUGAUUUAUCUGAGUUUUUAAUUAAAUUUGGUCGUGUAGAUGGUAUAAGUACAAGAAAAGGAAAUGUUGUAUUUUUAAGAGAUAUAUUGGAUGAAGCUAGAGAUAGAGUUGUACAAUCUUUAAAAUAUAAUGAAUUUACAAAGAUAACCAGUGAUUAUGAAUAUGUAGCAGAUAAACUAGGUAUAUCAUCUAUUAUAAUACAGUAUUUACGGAGUAGAAGAACUUCCCAUUCCACCUUUAAUUGGGAAAAAAUGUUACACUUUAAAGCUGAUUCUGGUCUCUUUCUACAGUACUGUCAUGCCAGACUAUACAGUAUAGAAAAAGAAGUCGAUAUAAAAAUUAAAGAAACCAUAGAUAUAAGUUGUUUAUCAGAAGAUUCAGCUAAGAUAGUAGUACAGCAUUUAGCUAGGUAUCCUGAUGUAGUAAAUGAAUCAUUCGAUGUAUUUGAACCUUAUGUUAUUGUGCAAUAUCUAUUUAAACUAGGACAUUUAGCUAACUUAGCAUAUAAACAUUUACCUGUUAAAAACCAACGAACAGAAUUAGCUGAGGCUAGAUUAGUGUUAUUUAACAGUGCAAGACAAACUUUAGCUAAUGGAAUGAGAGUAUUGGGUAUUGAACCUUUAAAUCAAAUGUAGAAUAUAUGUUUUUAAUAAAGAAACCUUUUUAUUGCA
Molecule: messenger RNA, 2077 nt
Organism: Patella vulgata (common limpet)
Lineage: Eukaryota; Metazoa; Mollusca; Gastropoda; Patellidae
Exons: 20
Coding region: 296-2041 (581 amino acids)
Biological process (GO): arginyl-tRNA aminoacylation; mitochondrial translation
Cellular component (GO): mitochondrion
Molecular function (GO): arginine-tRNA ligase activity; ATP binding
Source: RefSeq, a predicted model, not a curated record